GUUUCUGUUUGAAAGAGUACGUGUAUUCUAUCAUGCCUCCUAAAACAAGUGGUAAAGCUGUCAAAAAGUCUGGCAAAGCCCAGAAGAAUAUUUCUAAAACUGAUAAAUCGAAGAAGAAGCGUAAGAGGAAGGAGAGCUACGCUAUCUACAUUUACAAAGUACUCAAGCAAGUCCAUCCUGAUACUGGAAUUUCUAGUAAAGCAAUGAGUAUCAUGAAUAGUUUUGUCAACGAUAUUUUCGAACGUAUCGCCGCUGAGUCAUCCAGGUUGGCUCAUUACAACAAAAGAUCGACGAUCACAUCACGCGAAAUUCAAACAGCUGUUCGACUACUUCUACCUGGUGAGCUAGCUAAACACGCUGUAAGUGAAGGGACAAAAGCUGUUACCAAAUACACCAGCUCCAAAUAAAUUGACCCUAACAAUAAACAAACGGCCCUUUUAAGGGCCAUCAAAUA
Chelonus insularis is the source of this 454-nucleotide messenger RNA. Its product is annotated as histone H2B. The transcript has a single exon. Gene Ontology annotation, cellular component: nucleosome. The coding region runs from base 33 to 407 and encodes 124 amino acids. Lineage: Eukaryota; Metazoa; Arthropoda; Insecta; Hymenoptera; Braconidae. The record is from RefSeq and is a predicted model, not a curated record. Gene Ontology annotation, molecular function: protein heterodimerization activity; structural constituent of chromatin; DNA binding.